AUGGAAUCGAAUUUAGCUAAUCAUGGGUAUGAGUUGAUAUCGGAAAUUGGUUCAGGAAAGUACUCUCGAUGCUAUCUGUGCUGGAGCACAAAGUAUCAAACUGACUUUGUUUGUAAAGUUAUUCAUGUUGGCGACCAAGAUGUCAAAGAAAAAUUUAAAGAAGUCUACAAACAGGAGCUAGAUAUUCUUUCGAAUUUCAUCCAUCCAAAUAUUAUCGGUGUUUUUGAUGCAUUUGAAGAAGGUGAUGAUUUUGUUCUUGUUCUUGAAUAUUGUCAUAACGGAAGCCUACAGGAGAAAGUAUCUAUACCACGCCCAUUAGAUCCAGCAAUUUUGGUUAACUAUGCAAGGCAAAUUUUAGGUGCACUAUCAUAUAUGCAUAAGAACAACGUAGCUCACCAUGAUAUUAAACCAUCAAAUAUAUUCCUAGAUAAAUAUGGUCGAAUCAAAUUAGCAGAUUUUGGAAUUGCGCAAUCGUUUCAUAUUAAUGAUGAAAAAUCUUGCAUUUUUGGAGGAACAAUAGCUUUUAUGGCUCCAGAACAGUUCAAGAAACUUCCUUACUCAGAAUUCCAGUCCGAUAUUUGGUCAUUUGGGGUAACUUUAUAUUCAUUGGCUUUUGGAAGGCUUCCUUUCACGGGAAAUAAUGUUAAAGAAGUAAUAUCUUCCAUUUGUACAGGCGCAUUUUCAAUGCCAAGACAUUGCCCUAAUGAAAUAAAAAAUCUAAUUUUACACUCUCUUGAUAUCAAUACAGCUACAAGAUAUACAGCCGACCAACUCUUAGAGUGCCUUAAUACAUCUUCUUCAUCUAUUCCACUUAUUCCAAGACCAAGAAUUACCCCUCAACGCUCAGUUCCAAUAAUGAAACAGUUAGUUCACAGCUCACUGAAACAACUACAGCCUAUUGUUAUAUCAAAAAGAUUUAGAAGAGGUUCCGGACAUUAA
Trichomonas vaginalis G3 is the source of this 939-nucleotide messenger RNA. Its product is annotated as protein kinase protein. The transcript has a single exon. The record is from RefSeq and is a predicted model, not a curated record. Lineage: Eukaryota; Parabasalia; Trichomonadida; Trichomonadidae. Gene Ontology annotation, biological process: protein phosphorylation. Bases 1 to 939 code for a protein of 312 amino acids. Gene Ontology annotation, molecular function: ATP binding; protein kinase activity.